Aspergillus eucalypticola CBS 122712 is the source of this 795-nucleotide messenger RNA. Its product is annotated as SDR family NAD(P)-dependent oxidoreductase. The transcript is spliced from 3 exons. The coding region runs from base 1 to 795 and encodes 264 amino acids. NCBI's taxonomy places the organism in Eukaryota, Fungi, Ascomycota, Eurotiomycetes, Eurotiales, Aspergillaceae. The record is from RefSeq and is a predicted model, not a curated record.
AUGACAAUUCUGAACCUGCCCCCUACUGUCUCCCUUGCUGGUAAAGCAGCCAUUGUGACUGGUAGUUCCCGCGGCAUUGGAGCUGGUAUUGCCAUCGAACUCGCUCGGCGUGGCGCCAAGGUUGCUAUUGUCUACCAUGCGGCCAAAAGCACCCCGGCAGCCCAGCAAGUGGCAAAGGAGAUUACCACACUCGGUGGUGCUGCAUCCUUGGUUCAGGUCGAUCUGUCGACAUUGGACUCCGGCCGUCGUGUGAUCGAAAAGGCGCUACAGGGACUGCAGGUCUCACGCAUCGAUAUCCUCGUCAACAACGCAGCAGCAUAUCCCCCCUUUCUUCCAGUCGCAGAACUCGACGGAGCAUUGUUCGAACAUGAAUUCAUGGUGAAUGUUCGUGCUCCACAUUUGCUGGUGCAAGCCCUGCUCCCUCACAUUGCAGACAAGGACGGCCGUGUGAUCAACAUAUCGUCCGCCCUGUCUCGCAUGGGUGCCAGCAACCUUUCUCUCUUUGCGGCUACUAAGGCGGCGUUGGAAUGCUUGGGCCGUCAGUGGGCGCACGAGCUGGCCUGCCCACACAAGAUGACGGUCAACAAUGUCGCACUGGGCGAGAUCGAUACCGCCGUAGAAGGUGGGGAAAUCCCUGACGAGUUUCGGGAUGCGCAGAUCGAAGGGCCCAGCGCAGCCAAGCGUCAUGGCACCAUUCAAGAGGUGGCAAACGUUGUCGCGUUUCUGGCUAGCCCGGGAGCAAGCUGGAUCAAUGGAAAUACGGUCUCCGUGAGUGGAGGUCAUCUUUACAUUUAG